AUGCCGCUCCAGAAGUCGUAUUCUGAGCGGAUUGGGCUACCGAGACAACGCUCACCUUGGCAGCGGUCUCACAGCCACCCAAACAAUUUGCAGGCCCCCAACUCGAAGAAUCUGAUUCCCAUCUCCGAAGUGACGAAGAAAAAGCUCAACAAAUUUCUUUACCAGGACUCGAAGGAUGGGAUGAUUGGAAAUAGUGCCACUCCGGUGACUCGGUUGAACUGGAGCGACCUCCUCGAGCCAUGCAGCCAAGUCGAGGAGGAUACCAACGCUUCUCCCAGCGAAAAGCUGCUGUGGAAUAACAAGCAGGAUCCGAAUGCAUUCGCCACCAUUUCGCCGAUGAUGCCCCGCAAAGGCAGAAAGAGAGCCAGGAGCUCUUCGCCGAUCUCUUCGCCCCCCACCGAGAGAAUUACGACGCCGACGGUCAAUGUCAAGAAACUCGCCAAAGCGUUGAAGGUGCCUCACCCAGACCCGACUCUGGAACUGUGGGAUCGCUAUUCGCUGAACGGGCCAGAGGGACAGUCUGCCGUCACUGGUGUGACGAAUCCCAUCCUGGCUCAGUUGAUGGUAUCAUCAUCUCCGAGACCGUACAAAAAUCAGACUGCGCAGGUGGACCAGGGGGACCUGCGCCGGGCCGCUAGCUGUGGGUUCAGUUGGCCCAAGAGGAGGAGGGUUGAAAAGUCCAAGUCUGGCAGCCAGAGUAGCACUGGUCAGCGAGAGCUAGAGGCUGCGUCCAAGUCGUCUCUCGUCACAGCAUUGCUGGACUCAGUCACGAGUAGUAUUCACGACCAGAACCCGGAUGAAGACACUGAUAUUGGCGCAAUGGAUUCACCAUCUCUUAAGAAGAGACAAGCUGCACCCCAGAAGAACAACUCCCCGUCGAGAAACUCAAGACGCCGAUUGCCAAGUCCAAAUAUCUCGGACUACGGCGAUGAUGAUGAUCUUGAUGAUGAGUUCUUGAUGCUCGAAGAAACCUUGCAGGCAUCCCAGGCGUCUCAGGCAAUCCGGGCAUCUCAAGUGGCAGAGUCUACUACAACGGUCAAUGGAAGUACACAGAGACUAGAGAAAGAAGAGAAGCAGGGAUUGGGGAAGAAGUCAGCCGUGGAUGAAUUUGACGAUUUCGAUGACGACAUCUUCGACGGCGCAGAUGAUUUGCUGGAGCGGUUAGAGAACAAGACGCCAGUGCCAGUGAGGAGGAUACAAAGGGCAGCGAAGCCAUCCCCGAAAAGGAAAACCACCAAGAAGCAAGUUGAUCUGGAUGACGAGUUCGACGAUGUCUUUGACGGGGAUGUCGACUUUGAAGCAGUUGAAUACGCUGCGACUCAAGCGAAAAUCAAGACUAUUCAGCGAUAUUUAGUAACCAGUGUCUUAGACGGUGAAUACGUCGAUCAAUACAACCGCACAUGUCCGGAAAAGCUGGUGUCCGCAACUGUUGUGGCCGAUUCUUUUGGCUGUAUGCGACGAGCAGUUCUCCAAGAUCGAGUCAAGGCCACCAGCGAAGCCUCUCCCCCUCUAGUCUACGGAACGAUGCUUCACGAAAUCUUCCAGGAAGCAUUACUCGCCAACAAGUUUGAUCUCCCUUCCCUAGCCCAGUUGAUUGAUAAAAACAUCGAGAAGCAUAUCGAGGAUUUGUAUACGAUUAAAGUUGGGGUUGCGGCUGCGAAAGAACAUCUCCAAUCAAAAAUGACGGAGCUCAGCUACUGGGCUAGGAGCUUUGUUGCUCCUCAACCACAAGCUGAUGCCAUCGUCGAAGGAAGAAAUGGCGAUAGAGCUACUAUUGCCGUUAGAAAGCUCCUUGACGUAGAGGAGCAUGUCUGGUCGCCUAUGUAUGGGCUGAAAGGAAAUAUCGACGCAACUGUCGAAGUCGCAAUGACAGAUGGCAAACAGAGCCAAGUGUUAACUGUACCGUUCGAGGUCAAGACUGGCAAACAUGCCAACAGCAACCACAUGGCGCAGACGGCCCUCUACACCCUACUAUUGUCAGACCGCUACGAUAUUGAUAUUGCUUAUGGCAUCUUAUACUAUAUGGAGACGUCCAAAACGAUGCGAAUUCCAGCUAUUAGACAUGAACUUCGACACAUGGUUAUGCAGCGAAAUCAACUGGCAUGUUAUAUCCGGGAGCGAAGCGUCCAGCUGCCUCCCAUGUUGAAGAGCAAGCACAUGUGUGGAAAGUGUUAUGCAAAAACUUCCUGUUUCAUCUAUCAUCGGCUAGCAGAUGAUGGUAACGGAGAAUCCAGUGGCAUGAAUGAGAAGUUUGACGAGGUCAUAAAGCAUUUAACGCCGAAACAUCAAGACUUUUUCAUCAAGUGGGAGAAUCUGCUGACAAAAGAAGAAAAAGAAGGGCAGAAGACUAAAAGAGAACUUUGGACGAUGACAAGCACUGAGCGAGAGAAAAAAUCACGUUGCUUUUCUGAUGUCAUCAUUGAAGAAGGAUCUGCGUCGGUCGACGAGGAUAAUCCACGGAUUAAUCGAUACCACUACACCUUUAUCAAGCGCGAGCCUCCGCCCAACUUUACGUUUAUCGGAUCAGAGUUGACGGUUGGCGAGCCGGUUGUCGUAUCAGACGAAGAAGGCCAUUAUGCUUUGGCGAUUGGCUACAUCACUUCUGUUCGAAAGCAGAGGAUAAGUGUUGCGGUGGACCGACGGUUACACAAUGCCCGGAUCCGACAGCCUGGAUUUGAUGAAGCCAACAAUCAGGUUUUCGCCAGCAUUAUGGAAGUUGCGCCGGAGGGCGCAUCCGUUGAUCAAAGCCAAGGGAAAAUCAAGGAGCCGCCCAUUAGAUACCGCCUUGAUCAGGACGAGUUCAGCAAUGGCAUGGCCACUGUGAGAAACAACUUGAUCCAGAUGAUGGCAAAUGACGUGCCGGCCGCGGUGCAGAUUCGCAACUUGAUUGUCGACCUGAUUCCUCCUAGAUUCAAAACAGUAGCAACUCAGUACACUGUUACAGACGGGGAGAACUUGAACGUCGAUCAGCAACGAGCAAUCGAAAAGGUCAUGAGCGCGCAAGAUUAUGCGCUUGUGCUGGGAAUGCCUGGCACCGGAAAGACUACUACCAUUGCUCACAUCAUCAAGGCUCUUGUUUCACAAAACAAGACAGUGUUACUGACAUCACAUACGCACACUGCUGUUGACAAUAUCCUCCUCAAGCUCAAGUCGGAUAAAAUCCCUAUUCUCCGACUUGGUGCCCCUGCCAAGGUUCAUCCCGAAGUUCAAGACUUUGUACACCUUGCGGGCCAGCCGAAGAAGACAUUUGAGGAGAUUAAGGAAGCUUGGCACGCAAGGACGUUUGUUUUGGUGGGAGACCAUAACCAGCUACCUCCGGUCGUGAAGAAUGAGGAAGCUCGGCAGGGCGGCUUAGAUGUCAGCCUCUUCAAGCUGCUAUCUGAUACGCACCCGCAGUCCGUCGUCAAUCUAGAACACCAGUACCGUAUGUGCGAAGACAUUAUGACUCUCAGCAACACCCUUAUCUACAACGGCAGGCUUCGCUGUGGGACGGAGUCUUUACGCAAGAAGAAGCUUCAUAUUCCCAGCAUGGAGUCUCUUAGACAGCGCCAUCAUGACUCAACAACGAUACAUCGUUCUGGGGCGACUGGUUCGUUUUGUACCGGGCCCGCCCCUUCGCGAUGCUGGCUUUACGAUCUCUUGGAUGCUGAAGCUCGCGUUCGAUUUGUUGACACUGACACAAUUCGUCCCUCCGUCCGAGAAGAGGCUCAAGGCAAGCGUAUCAUCAACUCAGCUGAAGGACAAGUCGUCUCGCAGCUAGUCGAAAGCUUGCUCACUGUGGGCGUUCCAGCCACUGAGAUUGGUGUCAUGACACACUACCGCGCACAGUUACACCUCCUGAAAGAUAAACUGAAGCAUUUUCCUGGCGUGGAAAUGCACACAACAGAUCGCUUUCAGGGGCGAGACAAGGAAGUCAUUGUGUUGAGCCUGGUGCGGAGCAACGAGGCGUGUAAUAUUGGAGAUUUGCUCAAGGAUUGGCGACGUAUCAACGUGGCGUUUACACGUGCAAAGACGAAGCUUCUCGUUGUCGGAAGCAUGAACACCCUCAAGGGAAGCGGAGAUGAAAAUAUGCUGAGCAAAUUCAUCUCGCUGAUGGAUGAUCGUGACUGGAUAUAUCACUUGCCGGAUAAUGCGCUUCAGAGCCACUGCUUUGAAGAUUUGAGCACACAACUUACUGGCGCAACGCAGCGGACACCCCGAAGGUCACCAAAGCGGCCGACGAAGUCGAGUCCCACUUCGUUUAAGGACAAGGAGAACAAGAAGCCGUCGCCGAGAAGAGCAAGGAUGGGGGAGGCGAUGCUACUCAAGGGGAAGCUGAUUACGCGGGAUAUACUGAAUGAAAUGACCAAUGGCGCAUAUUGA
Messenger RNA from Trichoderma virens Gv29-8, 4362 nucleotides. RefSeq lists its product as uncharacterized. Gene Ontology annotation, cellular component: cytoplasm. The record is from RefSeq and is a predicted model, not a curated record. The coding region runs from base 1 to 4362 and encodes 1453 amino acids. The transcript is spliced from 7 exons. Gene Ontology annotation, biological process: replication fork reversal. Gene Ontology annotation, molecular function: helicase activity; 5'-flap endonuclease activity. NCBI's taxonomy places the organism in Eukaryota, Fungi, Ascomycota, Sordariomycetes, Hypocreales, Hypocreaceae.